Molecule: messenger RNA, 1814 nt
Organism: Erinaceus europaeus (western European hedgehog)
Lineage: Eukaryota; Metazoa; Chordata; Mammalia; Eulipotyphla; Erinaceidae
Product: stromelysin-1-like
Exons: 10
Coding region: 66-1496 (476 amino acids)
Biological process (GO): collagen catabolic process; extracellular matrix organization; proteolysis
Cellular component (GO): extracellular matrix
Molecular function (GO): metalloendopeptidase activity; zinc ion binding
Source: RefSeq, a predicted model, not a curated record
GUAGACCUAGAAGACAGGCAGAGAGCAGGGCAUUUGGACAACACAGAGCUGAGGAGUCAGUGAACAUGAAGAGCCUUCCAGUUCUGCUGUUGUGCAUGGCAGUCUGCUCAGCCUAUCCCUUGGACGGAGUGUCAACGAACCAGGACAGCAGCAUGGACCUUGUUCAGCAAUAUCUAGAGAAUUACUACAACCUUGAAAAAGAUGUGAGACAGUUUGUUCGAAGAAAGGACAGUGGCCCUGUUGUUAAAAAAAUUCGAGAAAUGCAGAAGUUCCUGGGGCUGAAGGUGACAGGGAAGCUGGACUCUGACACCAUGGAGAUGAUGCACAAGCCCAGAUGCGGAGUUCCUGAUGUUGCUCACUUCAGCACCUUUCCUGGCAUGCCCAAGUGGAGGAAAAGCCCCCUCACUUACAGGAUUGUGAAUUAUACAUUGGAUUUACCAAGCACUGCUGUUGAUGCUGCCAUUGACAGAGCUCUGAAAGUGUGGGAGGAGGUGACCCCACUCACAUUCUCCAGGGUUUAUGAAGGUGAUGCUGACAUCAUGAUCACCUUUGCAGUUAGAGAUCAUGGAGACUUUACUCCUUUUGAUGGACCUGGUAAUGUUCUGGCUCAUGCCUUCCCACCAGGACAGGGGAUUUAUGGAGAUGCUCACUUUGAUGACGACGAGCAAUGGACAAAGGAUACCUCAGGGACCAAUUUAUUCCUUGUCGCUGCCCAUGAACUUGGCCAUUCCCUGGGUCUGUAUCACUCAGCCAAUCCUGAAGCUUUGAUGUACCCUAUCUACAAAUCAUUUGCAGACCUUGAGCAAUUCCACCUUUCUGCAGAUGAUGUAAAUGGCAUCCAGUCACUGUACGGACCUCCCCCUACGUCCCCCGAGGACCGCCUGGUGCCCACAGAAUCUGUGCCUCCACCACCUGGGAACCCAGCCACGUGUGACCCUGCCUUGUCCUUCGACGCAGUCAGCACUCUGAGGGGAGAAAUGCUGUUCUUUAAAGACAGACAUUUCUGGCGGAAACAUCUCAGGGUACUUGAACCUGAAUUUCAUUUGAUCUCUUCGUUUUGGCCCUCUCUUCCUUCUGACAUUGACGCAGCAUAUGAAGUUACCAGCAAAGAUACUGUUUUCAUUUUCAAGGGAAAUCGGUUCUGGGCUAUCAGAGGAAAUGAAGUACAAGCAGGUUAUCCAAGAGGCAUCGAAACCCUGGGUUUUCCUUCAACUGUAAGGAAAAUAGAUGCAGCUGUUUGGCAUAAGGACAAGAGGAUGACAUACUUCUUUGUAGACGAUAAAUACUGGAGAUUUGAUGAGAAAAAACAGUCUAUGGAACCAGGCUUGCCCAAGAAAAUAGCUGAUGACUUUCCAGGGAUUGACUCAAAAAUUGAUGCUGUCUUUGAAGCAUUUGGGUUUUUCUAUUUCUUUAGUGGCUCUACACAGUUGCAGUAUGACCCAAAUGCAAUGAAAGUCACACAUGUUUUGAAGAGUAAUAGCUGGCUUAAUUGUUAGGAGAGAUACUCAGAAGAUACAACAAUUUUGAGUGGGCAUUUCAAAUGAAGUCAAUGGGUCUUCACCUAAGUCUUUGUGCACUGACAUAGUUUGUUUUGUCCUGCAUGUGCUAUGACUGAGAACUCCAGUGAUAAAUGGGUGUCUUAUAGGGCAUUGUCACAUUUUCCAGGACAUUCUCUAAGGGACUGGGAGCUUACACAAUGGUCAUAUGGAGUCUGAACUUCUAUCAGAGUGGGGAACUUCUCACAUGCAGCCUACAAGUACCUGUACAGACUAUCUGCUUACUAUUAUUUUUUAAUAAAGAGACGUUUUCAGUAA